AAACAAUAAAAAACUGUAGAAUGAAUCUAUAAGGCGCCCUUGUUACAGGAUUUUUCCUAGUUAUAGUAAGUAAACGAAUUAAUCACAUUUUCCUAAUACACAUGUGUGGUUAGUGGCAGACUCAGAAAUUAUUUGUUGGGGUUACGGAUGAGGUGUUCAACCAUAUUUUCAAGUGGUGAGCAGGUUAGGGUUUUUGCCUAAAAUAUACACUAAUUUUUUUUUCAAGGGGCCGGCCGCCCACCCUGGUCGAAGGGUAGGUCCGCCCCUGUGUGUGGUAGCCAAAAUUUUCUUUAUAAACCCAUAUAUGUCUGCCUAAAUCUUCCACGAACUCGCCAUCUAUCUUUGUAAGAAAUGGCUUUAUCAGGAAAGUUAAUUGCUAACGUGGAGAUUAGUAAGAGCGGCGAUGUCUUCCAUGAUAUCCUUAGGUACAAACCGCACGAGGUGGUUGCAGCAUCCCCAGAUAAGGUUCAUGACUGUGAGCUUCAUGAGGGUGAGCGAGGGGUCACUGGAUCAGUCAUCUCUUGGCACUUCACUCAUGAGGGAAAGAAGAAAUUCUCGAAACAGAUAAUUGAAUCAGUGAACGAGGAAAACCAUAUGAUUGUGUUCAAGGUAAUCGGAGGGGAGCUUGUGGAUGAGCUAUACAAGAGCUUCGUAAUCACAUGGCAUGUUGAACCAAAGGGUGAUGGGCAGGUGGCUACAUGGACGUUUGAGUUUGAGAAGCCAGACACAAGUGUACCAUAUCCAACUUCAAUGAUGGACUACCUUUGCAAUCUUGUUAAGGAAUUGGAUGCCCAUAACAACGCUAAAUAGUUCGAACCAACUAUCAAAAUGGAGGGAUAUAGAGUUCCGCGUAAUGUGUGUGUUUUAAUCUACUGUUGAAAGAAUAAAGUUAAGGCAGACAUGGAUGCUUGUGUGUUUGUAUGCUGUAGAAAGCUUGUUAUAUAAUUCCGCAUAAUAUCAUGCAUGGAUAUUCUUCGUAA
Molecule: messenger RNA, 980 nt
Organism: Helianthus annuus (common sunflower)
Lineage: Eukaryota; Viridiplantae; Streptophyta; Magnoliopsida; Asterales; Asteraceae
Product: MLP-like protein 31
Exons: 2
Coding region: 352-810 (152 amino acids)
Biological process (GO): defense response
Source: RefSeq, a predicted model, not a curated record